ACGCGGAGAAGGAGAAGAAGAAGGAUACAGAGUCAACAAACAAUAUUCGAAAUUAGAAAUUAGAGAAAUUGUGGGGUGGAGUCACAGAGGGCACGACCCAAGAAUUCCACUUCAAGAAUUGGAAUAAGCUUCUUAAACACGGCAGGAAGACUUUUUUGCAUCAUUACCACUGACUGACCACAUAUACAUAGAGAGAGAGAAACCAGACAGAUAGAAGUUAGGAGAGAGAAAGGACAAAGUCUAGAAGGUGGGUUGUCUUUCUUUUCUUGGUGUAAAACGGAACCCAUGUUCAUACAACCCUUUUUGUUUCCCCAUUUCUUAACACCUUCCAUACUUCAUUUCUUUUUUUUUUUAGAAAACAUCUGCUCCCUCUCUCUCUCUCUCUCUCUCUCUCUCUCCCCUUGAAUUUGGGGGUUUGCGAAAAUGGGUUUCUGAGGAAUUCUUCGGAUUUCGAUUUGUUUAAGAAUUAGGUCAAUUCCGAUUCAGACAUGGCCACUCAAUCGAGCACCGCAGUUCGACUCGUCCGAUGCCCCGGCUGCCGGGAAGUUCUCGCGGAGCUGCCGGAAGUUUCCCUGUAUCGGUGCGGCGGCUGCGGCACUGUCCUCCAAGCCAAGAAUCGAAAAAGGGAGACGACCGCCGGCGAAUCGCCGGCGCAAGAAGCUUAUUCCACGGCGAGAACCCAACAGGACAGCGCUGCAACGUCGAAUGACGGCUCGACCAGGCCGCCGUCGGUGGAAUCUUCGCCGGAUCAAUGCAGCAUAGGUUGUAAUGACGACGGGAUUAAGGAGGACAUCUCUGUCGAAGUUCCAGAAUCUUCGAAACAGGAUGGUUCGUCCAUUGUCGAUAAUUCGGGAGGACACGUCAGCAAGUCCGGCGACGAGAGUAUUGAGUCAAGCCGAUUUGGGUCCAAUGAAGUCCCGAGCUCCGGCGAGCUGACACAUUCGCCGGCAGAACAUGACGACGAAAUUCAGAAUCUUCCGGAGCUCGAAGAUGAGGAGGAAAUCGAAUCGCCACAAAACAAUGAUUCCGAGCUUGUUGUCAUGGAAGACGACAAGCCGAAUGUCGAGAGGGACGCAAAGAAUGCGAAUCGAAAUUCCGAUAACGCUGUCGUUUUGUCGCAAAGAUCGCUGAACGAAAGCCUUGAUUCGUAUUACCUUACCUGCCCCGACGACGAAGAGCCUCCGGAUCGUAAUUAUGGAAGAAUCAGCUCCAUCGACACGGCGGGGAGUUCGUCAGUUGCUGACCGUAGCUCCGACCCCAAGUUCAAAUACGAAUCCGCAGCGAAUGAUUCGCCGCUCAACGGGUAUUAUGCCUACGACGGGAGCGAGUCUUCGUACGAUGGAACUGAUGAUCAAAUCCGGCGACAUGUUCCGUCUAGAGUUCGUCCGGCGAGCCGUGAACCGGAGAGGAAUUAUUGUGCAACAAAUUCUUUACAUCGAGCGAUGCAAGGCGGCAUUUCCGGUUGUCGGCGCAGUUCACUCCCGCCUCGACCCGGUUUCAAUUCGUCGGAGAAAAAUUCGUACUCAGAAGCGGAAAAAAUGAACCUUUUGAGAAGAGUACACGAGCUGAAGGAUCAGCUCAACAGGAUACAUUUCCCGAAAGUUCAUCGAAGGUUUCCGGCGGGAGCUAUCGAGGAAAAGUUUAGUCCGUUGCCCUACGAAUAUUUAUGGGAAACGUAUUCGGGUCUCAACCAUCACUUACGGCACGAUCAUCGACAGGGCUGUGGCGACAGGUGCAGCGUAUCGAGACCGGCGUUUUCGGGCGAAGCUGUGCAUUACAGACACCGACACGGCUGCUCGUGCUUGCAUUGCCAUCCGCAAGACUGGCUCUACUCGGCGCAGCUGCCCUGUCGAAACAGGUGCUGCGAUCGUAACGUCGUCGCGAGUUUGUCGAGCCCGCAGCACUACACGAGCUCCGAACUUUCGCUUUGGGGCGGGGAAACGGCGAAUUCGGGCAUUCAUAGAUCGAAUGAGAUCAAACGGCUGCGGUUUAAAGAGAAGUACAAUGUGGCGAAGAAACAUCUCCUGCCUGUAGCCGGUGGCGCUCCGUUCGUCGCUUGUUACCGUUGUUUCGAAUUGUUGCAGGUUCCCGACGACUUUCUUCUGUUCGAGAGAAAAUGUCGACAGAUGAAGUGCAAUGCUUGUAGGAAGAUUCUGAAGUUUUCGCUCGUGAAAGGGACUCGAUUGGUCCCGUACGUUCCGAAGAAUGUGUCUGCACCUCCUCCGAGUGUCGUCGAUAACUACAUCGACAAUGCUGCUGAAUCGAGAAACCUCGAACAGAUGUCUCAUUCGAGUUCUUACCAACAGGUCGAAGCUUCGUCGUAUUCUGACAACGAGCGAUCGCAGGGGAGAAGCUGCUCGACAGAAGGCGAGGUUUCGGUUGUUUCGUCUACGGGUAAACAAGUCAGGAGAAGUCCUUACAAUGGGAGGAUGUCUUCGACGAGUUCUUCGAUAACGCCUGUUGAUAAUCGAAAGAUGAAAUCUGUUGCGACGGAGGAUCGGAGCGUGGCGGUAGGGACGAAAGCUGUCGAAAUCGUCGGGCCUUCUCGGACGUCGGAGAUUGAAGAGGUGCUCCCGAUGUCAAACUCCCCGCUUCAUCAGCUAAUGGGAUAUUCGUCGCCGAGCCAUGUGAUGAACAAGUGAACCAGAAAGACAAAAGCAACGGUCAUCUCUAAGAGGAUAACUGAAAAACCGGACAUGAACAGCUGCAGAUUCCCUUCUAAUGUCGUCUUCAAAUUUCUACAUUUGGUCAUGGAUAGAUGCACACGAAUGUUUCUACAUUUGCUGUCUUAAUUCUUACAACUUAGAGCGUAGAUAUACUUUUGUUUGUAUCAGUUUUUUUUUUUUCAAUUUGGUUUUUGAAUAAAUUCUUCACUGCUCAAUCA
This is a messenger RNA of Andrographis paniculata, 2884 nucleotides long. RefSeq names its product protein ENHANCED DISEASE RESISTANCE 4-like. The coding region runs from base 489 to 2642 and encodes 717 amino acids. Gene Ontology annotation, biological process: regulation of defense response to fungus. The record is from RefSeq and is a predicted model, not a curated record. Lineage: Eukaryota; Viridiplantae; Streptophyta; Magnoliopsida; Lamiales; Acanthaceae. The transcript is spliced from 3 exons.